AUGAAGCAAUUCAUGAGCUUGAGCUUGGCUGCUUGGCUGCUGACUGUCUCCACGAUUGAUGGCAACACCAGCGACUGGAAGCGUGGAGACAACGCUGUUGAUGGCAACACCAGUGACUGGAAGCGGGAUAACACUGUCGAUGGCAACACCAGCGACUGGAAGCGCAGCGAGAACGCCAUUGACGCUGCCCUCUGA
Molecule: messenger RNA, 195 nt
Organism: Aspergillus japonicus CBS 114.51
Lineage: Eukaryota; Fungi; Ascomycota; Eurotiomycetes; Eurotiales; Aspergillaceae
Exons: 2
Coding region: 1-195 (64 amino acids)
Source: RefSeq, a predicted model, not a curated record